GUAAGAGUACACACGGCGUGUACAUUAACGGCUAUCUUUUUUUGCGUGCAGGACAAAUCGACAAUUAUCUCUCGGUGGAUAUCGCCGGAGGCGACAACGCCACGUAACGACGACGACAACGACAAUGUCCGAACGGAGAUGCUCCCGGGAGGAUAUCGUCGCGUCUCGAUGAGGUGUCGAUGAAGGCCGCGAGUGGUAUGGAGAAGCAUCUGCGUCGCACGUCGUGCAACAGCUGUGUGCGAUAUCGCUCAGGAAGAUGUUGAGGGUGCCCGACGGCUCCUGACAACUCGCGACACGAGGCGCGACGGGGUUAGGCGAGGCGAGGCGAGGCGAGGCGCGGUCGCGAACGACGGGAUCAGCGGAGACUGGGUCCACCCUGGAAAAUGACUGUCGGUCGACGGCUGGUGCGCGUUCUCUGCGUGCUGCUCUGCCUGUCGUUGCGGCCGGAUUACGCGUAUUCCACUCAUAUCACCGGCACGUUCAACACGCGAGAGUUUUUCCGGUUCCUCAUCAAGUUCGGCUUCCAGAAGACCGACCGUCAUCGGCAAAAGGACUCGUAUGGUUAUAUUUUCGGCAAUGUGACCGCGAGAACGGACUUCGACGUGCCGAUCACCCUGGCGAUACUCGACCGUGGCCACUUCCUCGAGUAUUACGGCAAUCGUACGCUGAUGGAUAAGAGCGCAGCGUGCGCCUAUAUGUUUAACACUUUAAAGAAGAGUUCCUACGAUCCAGACUGCAACGAGGAGGGUCAAGACUUUCUGAGACGAGUCCCAUGUCCUCGAGACAAAUUAUGCCCAGAUGAGGAUUCUGUAUGGAAUAUCGUGAAGGGACAUCAGUUUACAUACGUUAUACAGGACUUCUGGCAACCACGAUUUUGGUAUAUGAGCUUGGUAGCAUGUUAUAGGAACAAAACAACUUGCCAAUGGGAAUAUUAUAGCAGACACGAUGAAUUGGAAUAUGACAUCUGGCUAGUAAACGGCAAUCCGAACGUCAGUGGCCUAAACAGUCUGACUUAUCAGUUCUCAUACGACAGACAGAAUACUAUCGAACUAUACUUGCUGUUUUUUGUGUGUUACAUCAUAUUGGUGCCACUGCAGUUGUAUGCAGUAAGAUUGCAAAAGCAUCCUGUAACAAGAUUGUUCACUGCAAGUUUAUUAUUAGAAUUUGUGGCAGUAUGUUUAAUCUUGAUACACGUGUUGAAAUUUGCACUAGACGGAGUAGGCUAUGAGCAAUUAGAAGUUGCAGGUGAUAUUUUUGAUAUUCUCUCACGGACGUCCUUUAUGUUAUUGUUACUCUUACUUGCCAAAGGAUGGGCGGUAACAAGAAUGGAAUUAACAUGGAAGCCACUGGUAUUUGCAAUAUGGUUUUGUUAUGGGGUUGUGCACAUUUUGUUAUAUGUAUGGAAUAUGACAGAAGUUGAUAUUAUUGAAGACAUAGAUGAAUAUCAAACUUGGCCAGGAUGGUUUAUAUUGUUAUUCCGAAGUGCCAUAAUGGUAUGGUUUCUAUAUGAACUUCGAAAUACCAUGACAUACGAGCAUAAUACUCAAAAAUUGAACUUUCUCCUUCACUUUGGUGCAUCGUCAUUAGUUUGGUUUAUAUAUUUACCCAUUAUAGCACUUAUAGCGCUUCAAAUAAGCGCACUAUGGAGGUUUAAGCUGUUGUUAGGUAUAACAUAUUCGGCAGACUGUUUUGCUUAUUGUGUAAUGGCUCAUUUAUUAUGGCCCACCAGAAGUGAACAAUAUUUUUUACUCGCGCAAGGCGCGGAUAAUGGUGAUGAACUUGAUGAAUUCAAUGAAGCGCCGCAUGUAUUAAAUAAUUAUGUAGAACCGCCGGAACUCGGUAAAAUAAUUACUUAAUAUUCGUCCAUUGCAAGUAUAAAUAUUAAAUUGAUGACAUUUUUAAUUACAAGUGAUGUGAUGUACAUUUGCCAAACGUCAAUCUAGUAGUACUCUAAUAUGUGCUACAGAACUGAAAUAUUGUGCACAUCCUAUAAUUAGGGAUAUAUCAAAUUUGUCAAAUCUGGCCAUGUGAUAUGAAAUUAAUAGAUACAACAGAAAUAAAUGAGUAUGAUAUGAGUAUAUGCUAUGAACAAACAUAAUUUAAUAUAUAAAUUAAUAAUCGGCAGUAUUAAAUCAGCAAUUUUAUAUCUAAAAGUC
Trachymyrmex septentrionalis is the source of this 2156-nucleotide messenger RNA. RefSeq names its product transmembrane protein 145. The record is from RefSeq and is a predicted model, not a curated record. Lineage: Eukaryota; Metazoa; Arthropoda; Insecta; Hymenoptera; Formicidae. Bases 384 to 1856 code for a protein of 490 amino acids. The transcript has 5 exons. Gene Ontology annotation, biological process: G protein-coupled receptor signaling pathway; response to pheromone.